Molecule: messenger RNA, 7513 nt
Organism: Labrus bergylta (ballan wrasse)
Lineage: Eukaryota; Metazoa; Chordata; Actinopteri; Labriformes; Labridae
Gene: dock5
Product: dedicator of cytokinesis 5
Biological process (GO): myoblast fusion; cell migration; small GTPase-mediated signal transduction
Cellular component (GO): plasma membrane; cytoplasm
Molecular function (GO): small GTPase binding; guanyl-nucleotide exchange factor activity
Source: RefSeq, a predicted model, not a curated record
CCCGUUCACAAGUCAUGAUGGCGGAACUGUAGACUUCAGGACGAGCAGGAGUGCACCGCCUGUCCUCGUUCAGCAAUUGUACAUAGUUAUUUAUUCAUCCAACCAACUCUUACGUCUCUCCCCACAAUGACCCGCUGGAUUCCCACUAAAAAAGAGAAGUACGGAGUCGCAAUCUACAAUUAUGAUCCGAGUGGAGAGCAGGAGCUGUGUCUACAGGUGGGGGACACGGUGCACAUACUUGAGAAAUUGGAAGGCUGGUAUAGGGGAUACACGCUACGCAAGAAAUCACAGAAGGGCAUUUUCCCAGCAUGCUACAUCCACUUAAAGGAGGCUACAGUUGAAGGAAUAGGCCAGCAGGAAAUAAUUAUUCCAGCAGAUUUACCCCUGGUGCAGGAGCUCGGUGCGACUCUGAGAGAAUGGGCACAGAUAUGGCACAAGCUCUAUGUGGCGAACAAGACAUCCCAGUUCAGGAGUGUUCAGCAGAUGGCCUACAGCCUCAUUGAGUAUCGAUCUCAGAUAGUGUCAGGAACGCUGCCUAAAGAUGACCUUGUGGAGCUCAGAAAGAAAGUCACAGCAAAGAUUGAUUAUGGAAACCGGAUUCUGGGACUUGACCUGGUGGUGCGAGAUGAAGCAGGGAACACACUGGACCCUGACCAGACCAGUACGGUCAGUCUGUUCAGGGCACACGAGACCGCAUCCCGCAGCGUUGAUGACAGGAUUCAAGAGGAGAAGAAGCGGCUACAAAACCUUGAGAUGAGGCGUCAGACCCUGUUCAGUACGAUUCAUACCUACAGUCUGCUCAUGAACCUGAAGAACUUUGUGUGCAACAUCGGAGAAGAUGCUGAGCUGCUCAUGUCUCUGUACGACCCUGACCAGUCCGAGUUCAUCAGCGAGAACUUCCUGGUGCGCUGGGACAGUAUGGGGAUGCCUAAAGAAAUUGAAAAGCUGAACAACUUGCCAGCACUAUUCACGGACCUGAGCAGCAGUGACUUGAUGAGGCAGAGACUCUUCCUGGUGUGUCAGAUCAUCAGAGUGGGCAGCAUGGAGCUCAAAGAGGGCAAGAAACACACCGGAGGACUGAGGAGACCAUUUGGUGUGGCUGUGAUGGACAUUACAGAUAUCGCUCAUGGCAAAACAGACGACGAGGACAAACAGCAUUUCAUCCCUUUUCAGCAGAUAGCUAUGGAAACCUACAUCCGUCAGAGGCAGCUCAUCAUGUCUCCGCUCAUCCCCUCUCGAGUCAUUGGAGAGAAUGAGCCGCUCACCGCCGUCUUCAAUAAAGUGAUCGCAACGCGGGAGGUCAAUCACAAAGGCCAGGGGCUGUUUGUGACCCUGAAGCUCCUCCCUGGGGAUCUGGCCCAGGUCAGGAAGGACUGCCCCCACUUUGUCGACCGCAGCACAGCUAUCGUCAGAAAAAUGGGCUUUCCAGAAAUCAUCCUCCCAGGAAACGUCAGGAAUGAUAUUUACAUAACCUUGCUGCAGGGAGAGUUUGACCGUGGCAAAAAGAAGACGCCGAAAAAUGUUGAGGUUAUACUAUGUGUGCACGACGUUGAAGGCAAUCCAGUGGAGAAAGCGAUAUUUCCUGGGGCUGGAUAUGAUGGUAUCACAGUGUACAAGUCUGUCAUCUUCUACCAGGUGAAGCAGCCUUGUUGGAAUGAAACAGUCAAGGUUACAAUUCCCAUUGAAGACGUUUGCCGCUGUCACCUGAGGGUGAUGUUCCGACACAGAUCUUCCCAGGACUCUCGGGACAAAUCGGAGAAGCCCUUCGGUAUGGCCUUCGUCCGCCUCAUGAGAGAAGAUGGGACCACGCUGAAAGACGGAAGGCAUGAACUUAUCGUCUACAAGGUUGACGUGAAAAAGGCGGACGAUGCAAAGGUUUAUCUCUCCUUGCCAGCAACCUGGGCUGAAGUCGAGGAAAAGGAGAAGCAAACAGGGAAGCAGUUCCACCAUUCAGGAGUGAUUCCUGUGACUAAAGACAGCUUUCAGAUUGCCACGCUCACCUGCUCCACUAAACUCACUCAGAACGUGGAUUUACUCGGCCUCUUGAACUGGAGGUCUAACCCUGAAGCUCUGGAACAGAAUCUGCAGAGGCUAAUGGAGGUCGAAGGAGGGGAGAUCGUCAAAUUUCUCCAGGACACUCUGGAUGCCUUGUUCAACAUCAUGAUGGAGACCUCAGAGAAGGAAACCUAUGAUACCUUGGUGUUCAAUGCUUUGGUAUUUAUAAUCACACUCAUUGGCGACAUCAAAUUCCAGCACUUCAACCCAGUCCUGGAAACGUACAUCAACAAGCACUUCAGUGCCACUUUGGCUUACAUGAAGCUAACCAGGGUCCUCAACUACUAUGUGGGCCACGCCGAGGAGCCCGUCCUGAAUGAGAGGCUCUAUGCAGCACUCAAAGCUCUCAAAUACCUGUUCAGGUUUAUCGUACAGUCCCGGGUCCUCUAUCUCAGAUUCUAUGGGAACAGUGAGGAUGGGGACGCAUUCUUCAACUCCAUUCGCACUCUGUUCCUUUCUUUCAACACACUCAUGGACAGACCGCUGGAUGAGGGAGUGAAGAUUAAGGGAGCGAUAUUGAAAUACCUCCCCAGCAUCAUUAAUGACAUCCAGACUGUGUUUGAUCCCGUGGAGCUCAGCGUUCUCUUAGCAAAGUUCAUUGAGAGCAUUCCUGACUCUCAGCUCGUGCGUCAGAAGCUGGGCUGCAUGUGUAAAAUGGUGGAGAGUGACCUUUUCAGACAGCCAGACUGUCGAGACGUGCUGCUGCCACUUGUUACUGACCAGCUGAGUGGGCAGCUGGAUGACCACUCGUGUAAACCUGACCAUGAGGCCUGCGUUCACCUCCUCAGCACCGUGUUGGACAACCUUGACCACAAGGACGUGGGUCCCACCCGAGGACACGUUCAGCUGAUAAUGGAGCGGCUUCUUCGCAGGGUUAAUCGCACUGUCAUCAGCAUGGACAGAUCCUCCCUGCUCAUUGGCCACUACCUCGCAUGCAUGACGGCUAUCCUGAAGCAAAUGGAUAACAUGCAUUACGCCCACCACAUAGGCACCUUCAAGACCAGACAAGACAUCAUUGACUUCCUCAUGGAGACAUUCAUCAUGUUUAAGGACCUCAUGGGAAACGUCUUCCCCGCAGACUGGAUGAUCAUGAACCUGGUGCAGAUGCAGGUCUUCCUCAGGGCGAUCAACCAGUACUCAGACGUCCUCAACAUGUACUUCUUAGACCAGGCACACUUUGAACUGCAGCUGUGGAAUAACUACUUUCAUUUGACGGUGGCGUUCCUCACCCACACAACACUGCAGCUGGAAUCGUUCUCUCAAGAGAAACGAAAUAAGAUACUGAACAAAUAUGGAGACAUGAGGAAGACUAUUGGAUUCAAGAUCAGAGACAUGUGGUACAAUCUGGGCCCACACAAAAUGAAGUUCAUCCCGGCCAUGGUCGGCCCCAUUCUGGAGGUCACACUGGUGCCCGAGCCCGAGCUGAGGAAAGCCACCAUCCCAAUCUUUUUCGAUAUGAUGCAGUGCGAGCAUAACUUCAGCCCCGGUCGCACCUUUGAAACUUUUGAGAACGAACUGAUAACAAAAUUGGAUCAAGAGGUAGAAGGCGGUCGAGGGGAUGAGCAGUACAAAGUCCUUCUGGAGAAAACUUUGCUGGAGCACUGCAGACGCCACAGAUACCUGUCUCAGUCAGGAGAGGAGCUGGCUCUGCUGCUGAGCAGUCUGCUGAAGAAUCUCCUGGCGUACCGCACCAUCACACAUGAUGAAAGUCCUGAGCAUCGCAUGAGCUGCACCGUCAACGUGCUGAAUUUCUAUAAAGAGAAAAAAAGGGAGGACAUUUACAUCCGGUACUUGUACAAGCUGCGAGAUUUGCAUCUGGACUGUGAGAACUACACAGAGGCUGCCUACACCCUGCUGCUACAUGCUGAAUUACUGGAGUGGUCUGACAAACCCUGUGCACCUCAUCUCAUACCCAGAGAUGGGGGGCAUGUGUGGACCCAACAAGAGCUGAAAGAGAGGCUCUUCCAGGAGAUCAUUUGCUACUUGGACAAGGGCAAAAUGUGGGAGAAAGCCAUUGAGCUGGGGAAACAGCUCGCCAAGAUGCACGAGAGCCACAUGUUUGACUUCAUGGAGCUGAGCCAGCUGCUAAAAAAACAAGCCAAGUUUUAUGAACAUAUCAUGCAUGCAAUGAGGCCACAGCCGGAGUACUUUGCUGUAGGUUAUUACGGCCUUGGAUUCCCCUCGUUCCUCAGGAACAAGAUGUUCAUCUAUCGAGGCAAAGAGUACGAGUGGCUUGAAGACUUCACCUUAAAGCUGCUCUCUCAGUUCCCGAAUGCAUCACGGAUGACCAGCACAGCGCCCCCUGGAGACAACAUCAGCAACUCCACUGGACAGUACAUCCAGAGCUUUACAGUCAAGCCUGUUCUGACUGUGCCGCAGCAGUUUAAAGACAAGGGGGUUCCAGAGCAGAUAUUAAACUAUUACAGAACCAAUGAAGUGGACCAGUUCCAGUAUUCCCGGCCCUUCAGGAAAGGUGAAAAGGACCCAGACAAUGAAUUUGCAACCAUGUGGAUCGAGAGAACAACAUACAUCACAGCGUAUCACUUUCCCGGGAUUCUGAAAUGGUUUGAAGUCAAAUCUGUUUCUGUGAAAGAGAUCAGUCCUUUGGAGAACGCUGUCGAGACGAUGGAGAUGGCCAAUGAAAAGCUGAGUAACCUUGUGCAGCAGCAAGCCAAUGACAGCUCCCUGUCCAUCAACCCACUGUCCAUGAUGCUUAGCGGCAUCGUUGACCCUGCUGUCAUGGGCGGCUUCUCCAACUACGAGAAGGCAUUCUUUACAGACACCUACAUCCAAGAGCACCCAGAGGACCAUGAGCGCAUAGAAGUCCUUAAACAGCUCAUCGCCCUGCAGAUCCCUCUCUUGGCAGAUGGGAUUCGCAUCCACGGGGAGAAGACGACGGAGCAGCUGAAGCCCUUACACAACCGUAUGGUCACCUGUUUCCAAGACCUGCGGGAGAAAGUGGAGAAGCAUUAUGGCGUCAUAACCUUGCCCUGCUCUCUCACUGAGAAGAAGAAGAGUCGCGUGGGCUCCGUCGUGAUGCCCUACAUCCUGUCCUCCACCCUGCGUCGCAUGUCCACCGUCUCAACCCUCUCAAAUGCCUCCUCAGGCCUCUCCAGCGGCUCUGCGUCUUCAGACGGACCCUCCUGCAUUUCCUCCCACGAUUCCUUGUUGUCCUGUCCCAGUGAUCGCAGGGCCUCCGUCCUGUCCCGUUCGGAGGAAGACAACAGGAUUGCUCGAAAGAACAGGAAGGAAUGGAGUGUGAGCAAAUCCCAGGUCCUGCUGGAGAGGCAGUCAGAUGUCGAUGUGACUCCCCCAGAGAAGCAGCAGAGGCCCAAGAGUUUACAACUAGGAGACCGGCGGCUCACCCUCUCCUUGUUCCAGGGUGUUUCCUCCCAUCUCAGCCUGUCUAAUCCUCUGAGCCCGCUACCUGCCUCUCCACACACACCACGCACACCACGCAGCUCCAGUUAUUCAUCACUUCUCAGUGACAAUGAUGUCAAUACCAUUGACACCCCAGGGACCCCCCCACCCAUGCCUCCGAAGAAGCACCCUCAUGAGACUGACAGCCCAGGCUUCUCUUCAGAGUUCACUCCUCCUUUACCGAUGAAAAUUGAGAGCAAGCCUCCGCCACCGCCUCCAAAAACCCGAAAGUCAAUGUUCCCCUCAUACGAGCACCCGCCCCACUAAGGCUGCACCCUUCAUGCGGGCCUUAAGGUUGAACUCAUUCUUGUGGCACUACUGUGAGUACGGAUGCAGGGCCAUCUGCGUGGGAUGUGUGCAACAUGUUCCAUUUUUAAAAAGUCACUAAUCAUUUCAAGCAGUCCUGUGUUAUCAAUAAUUUGUCUUGUAUUGAAGCCGCAAGUAAGAGUGCAUGUGAUGUUUCUGUUGUUAGAGGGUACUACUGUGCAGAAAUGAUAGAUGAGUCAGUACACACAAGGUCGCUGCAGCCUUGAAUUUAGUGUGCCUUUAUUCAGAUAUAAUGAAACAGUGAUUAUGUGCGUCUUUUUUUUUUGUACUGACUUUAUCACUCGCAGGGAAAAAGAAUGACCAAUGCUGCAAUGUUAUUUUUAGCUUUGAUUUGACGGAGUGACACUGGAUGACUUGUUUCCCAUUAGCUGUUUACCGGCAUUCCAAACCGACCUUUCCAUACAGGAAAAAAAAAGCUGCAUUAGAUACGUGACAAACUUGAUAUAGAGCAGGGAAUACAAUGUACAGAAUGUAACUGUUAGUUUUGUGUGUGUCUGAUGAUGGUGUUCAGUUGUACAAUGAUCAAACCAAUUUUUAACUCAACAGAUUUUAAGAGACACUGGAUGGCAUUGAUGAAUGUGUAGCACAUAAUGCAUUUUUUAUAUAACUUUAUAAUGAGCUUAGUACUGUCAAUGAUGCUUCCAAACUCCAUUGUAUUGAUAAAGGUCCGCAGUUAAGCACGUUAUUUCUUAAAGGAACAGUUCAACAUUUUGAGAAGUAUGCCGUUCUGCAGAAGUUUACGUGAGAUGGUUGAAACAGCUCUCAUGUCUGCAUGGUCAACAAACAUGUAGCCCAGCUGUGUCAAAGGAAACAACGUCUGCCUCCCAGCACUGAGGUGCACUAAUUAACCAUUUUUAUCUUUUGUCAUUCAAAUGGUCAAAAUAUGUGUAAUAAUUACAGCUUGUGGGGGUUUGUGCAGUUGUCAGGCAACCACUAAAGAUAACAAAUGAAUGCUCAUGACCAAAAAGGCCACAACUAGUCUUUUUUUUAAGGUGAUUUAAAAUUAAAAAUGUGUUGUAAUGUGUUUAUAAUGAGCUUUAGACAUAAUGGCCGUUUAAUUUGGUUGCCUUGCUAGCUGUUUCCCCCUGUUGUCUUAUACAAAGAUAAGCCAACAGGUUUCUAGCUGCAGCUUCAUUAUCCACAGACAUGAGAGAUGUGUUUAUCUCCCCUUCAACUAUAACCAUGAAAUUAAGGAAACCUAAAGUUUCAGACUGUUCCUUUAAAGAAGCCUGAGCGCUGUACGGUACAAGCAUGAAUGCUUUUGAAGUUGACUUAAAUUCUUAUAUUUCAGGUGUUGGUAGAUCUAGGUCUCUUUUUUUUUUACCAGUUAAUCAAUGGAAUUUAAAUUAUUUUCAUUCAAUGAAUAUUUCCACUGUUUUGCACACCAGUUGUGUACAGAGAUUGUUUACUUUUAUGCAGAAAAAUCUAAUUUCCACUUGCUUACCUUUUUUUAUUAGAAAAAGCAAUACAGUAUAAGUGCCUUCAGAGUGCUGAAUCUAUAUAUGUAAGCUGUUUGAAUAGGAUCAAAAUGAGAUGCUGAUUAAGGCGUCUGUGUAAAUUGUUUUAAAGGGAUUCAUUUUUUAUAGUAAACUUUUCCUAACAAGCAUCAAAGAAAUCUUCUACAAACAUUGCCUCAAGAGAUAUAUAAUGAUCUUUUUUUAUGAACAAGCUGUUGUUGACUGAACACAAAUAAAAACUUUAUGAAAGAGCC